GAUGCGGCAUCUAAGAGAUUCGAUAAACUUAAAAUAAGUUUAUGAAUGUAUAUGCAUUUGUAUAUACGAAAAGGAAAAAUAGUGUAAUCUUUUAAUUAAAUAAAAAAGAAAAAAAUUAAAUAUUAUUAUUUUUUAACUUAUAUUAUUUUAACUUAUUAGAAACAGAAAAUAAAUAAAAAUAUAUAGUGAAUCCAAAUAAAAAUAUCGAAAUAUGUAUCAUCGUUUUGAAAAUUUACGAGAUGAUCAAUUAAAAUUGCGCACAUUUGUUAAAGAUUUAAAUAAAGAAGAGCUUAUACAACUAAUAGAAAACAUUAUUUGUAAAUUGGAUGCUACAAAAAUAUUAGAUGAUCUUUUACAAGCAUUUUGUGAUUCUGAUGAGAAACAACGAAAACUUAUCGAAUAUGUAUUGAAGAGUUUGGGAAAAGCUAAUAUAUCUACAGGACAAGCAAAUACGAUAAUUAAUUGGAUAAUUGCUGAUUUUCCAAAAUAUUCGAAACAACAUCUUGUCAAAUUGGUCGAUUUUUGUGUUAAAAAUAUUUGCAAUGAUGCUGAUGAGUUGCAGAGUUGGAAAGAUAUAUUACCUGGUUUAUUUGAAGCAUUGGAAAAUGAAAAAUAUAUUGUUCAUGCAGAUACUGAAAUGUCAGGAAUUGAAUAUAAAUCAUUAAUUGUUAAAAAUAUAUGUAAUUAUAAUUGGAAUGUCAAUCUUUUACCAUCUUUGGCAAAAAUGUUUGGAGAUAUGGCAUUAGAUAAGAUAAAUCGUAAUGAAGUUUUGAAAACAUUAUGUUCUGCUCUUCCAAAUCUUCCUCUGGACCAAGUACCUUCUUUCACAUAUCAAACAUUAAAAUUAUGCACAAAUCGAGAUAAUCAAAAACUUUUGAAUGCCUUAUCUAAGUAUUUUAAUUUGUAUUAUUCUAAAACCAAUUUAGUCAACAAUGUAGAUAAUUUUGAAAGUAUAGAUAUAAUUAAUUUGAAAGAGAUAUAUGACAUUGAAAGCACUGUUUUAUAUCACAUAUAUCAAGCUACACAGUUAAAUCAUGAAAAUAUGAAAGAUUUUAUUCGUUUCCUUAAACAUGUGUCUUAUGCUCCAGAAUAUAUAUUACAAUCAUUUAUACUUUGUGUUUUAAUGUCAGUUUCUGAUAUAUAUGAAGAUCAGAUUUUUGAAAUAUUAAGAUUAGCUAUUGUCCACAAUACUUUUGAAAAAGAAAAGCGACAAAAUAGUGCCUGGUUAAGGCAACUUUUACCUUCUCCUUGCAAUAUAAUUGAUAUUAUUCAACAAGUCAUUGAUAGCAGCAAUAAAGAACGUCAUUUAAUAUUAAAGGGACUUACUAAUUUAGCUUUUACACUAAUGAGUGCUGAUCAAAAAUCAAAAAAUAAUGCAACAGCUAUGUGGUGUAUAGGAUCUGAAAUAAUACGAGAAAUAAUUAAAAAACAUCAUGAAACAAUUCCUAUUGUAUUACAAGAAUUAAUUAAUAAAAUAGUAGCAGGAAAUAUGCCAACAGUGCACUAUACAGAUUGUUUAAAAUAUAUGUGUCGUGAAUUGUCAAUGAUUGUUUUGGAGCAUCAGACUAUGAUUAUGAUCAUUCUUGAACGAUUGUUACUUUUGCAACCUAUAGUUGCUACUCAAGUUUUAUAUGCUAUUUUUCCAUUAAUACCUAUUUCGCCUAAUAUACGAGAAAAUCUUUUAUUAACUUUAAGAAAAGCUCUUUACAGAAAAGGCACAUCAAAACGACAAAUGGCAGUUACAGGAUUUAUUGAGAUGUUAAAAUAUAAAAAAAUGCAUUCUCAAUAUAAUUUUAGAUUAAGUCAACUUAAUUCUUUCGAUUACCCAAGUAGUUCUAAUUCUAGAUCAACAUUAACUCAAGUGACUUUGGAGUAUAAUUCACAACCAGAAAAAUCACUUACAGAAUAUGGUAAAACUUUAUGUUAUGAAAUAUUGGAUAUAUUAAAAAAAAGUUUUACUUACGAAUUUGAAGUUAGAUUACAUUUGUAUGAAGGUUUAUAUAAUACUGCAAUCAAAAAUCCUGAAAUAGUAGAAAUUAUAUUAGAUAUGCUUUUUUCGCAUUUGAAUCUCUAUCUUCAUGUAGAUGAUAAUAUCUUACCUCCUGUGAAAUUAGAAUUAUGUACAGAUAUUCAUGGUAUGGAUGUAGUUAUGCAAGAACCUAUUGCUCAAUUGAUAUUUGCAUUACAAAAAAUAUAUAUUAAUACAACUACAAAAAAUUCAAGUACUUCUGAAAAAAUAUAUAAUAUUUUGGAAUCAUUAUGUAAAAAAAUGACAAUUAUAGAAUUAGAACAUUUAAAUUUGGAGCAUGGAACUGAUUUUUUUUCUGGAGAAUCAAAAUCACAGAUAAAAUUAAAAAACCUUGGCAUGGCUAUUGAGAUUUGUGAAGCUUUAAUAGCAUUUAGAAUUGGUGAAUGGUCAAAAGGGAAUGAUAAAAUCCUAAAUAAUAUCAAUGAUUUAUUUAAAGCAUACACACGUUUGGUAGAUUUUAUUAAAAUGCAAUCUACAAAAAUGAAAAAAAUUGAUAAUAGUAAAAAUAAGAAAGAUAAAGAUGUCAAUAAUACAACUAAAAAAUCCAUUAAAUCAAAUAAUAUAAAAAUUCCAAAUACUAUUAUGGAUUUAGAUGUGAUUCGUCAAAGUUUGUUACUUUUAUUUUCACAAUCAACUCAAAAUGGUGAUAUACUUCGAAAAAAUCAUAAUUUUUGCUAUUAUAUAUUACAAAUAUGUGAACAACUUUUACAACGGAUAAAAUUGUCUAUAAAAGACAUUUCUCAAUCGCAAAAUCAUCGAUAUUUAAAUACAUAUAUUGAUAUUGGAAAAUUGCUUUAUAAAUAUUUCAUACAAAAUAUAAUUGAUGCUCUUACAAAUGAUGCACAAGUAACUAUAUUAGCUUUGCAAUGUUUCAAAGAAAUCUCUUAUUGUGUAUGUACAUUAUUAUCAUUUGAGUUACAGACAUUUCUCAAUUCAAUUUUUGAAAUACAAUCUAAGAAAGAUUCAAUAUCUAAAGAUAUUAAUUUUCAAUUACAAGAAAUUAUUUUUUCAUUAAAAGAAUAUUUGGAAAAGUUUCUUACAGAAGAUGUAAAUGAUGAUGAGAAGAAAAAAGUAUCAUGUUUAUUAUUAGAAAUAAUGGAACAAUAUACGUAUAAAAUUAAUUUCGAAAAUUAUAAUUCUGAAAAGAUGCUAAAAUGCAUAAAAAAAAUGAUUCAAAUCGAAAAUAUUCAAAGUUCUAUUGUUCCUGCAAUCUUGCAAUUUUUUUUACAUUUAGAAGAACAUACACAAGAAUAUGGAGAAACGUUAAAUGAAAUUUGUAUGGAAUUAUGUGAAAAAGUUGGAACUAUUGAUGGUACUGAGUUAAUAAUGAAUAGAAUAUAUAAAAUUAUACGCGAAGAUACUAUAUUACAAAUUUAUACUGUAUUAAAUAGUCAUAUUAAACAAAAGUUGGAUAAUGCUUCAUGGUUGUUGAUGCGAUUAAAAGCAGAAGACAUCAUAAUUCGAGCACCUGGAACAAUUGAUGAAGUAUGUAAGUAUAAAUUUGAAAUAUCAAAUAAAAAUUUUACAACUAAUUUUACAAAUAGAAAAUUAUAUUAUUUUUAUAUUAUUUUAAUAGUAAAUAAUAAUUUAAAAGAAAAGGAACGAAAUUUAUGUAAACAAUUAUCCUAUCUUGCUCAAGUACUCCAAACAUUAGCCAAUAUAUCAAUUGAAUCAAGUCCAUGUAUUGACAAUACUUUUAAAAAUUUACAAUAUUUGUAUCAUUUACUUGGAAACCUUACAAAAUAUUUUUACACAAAAUCAAAUAUUCAAAAUGCAGCAUUCCAAGCAGUUAAAUUCAUUCAAUUAGUACAAUUAGCUGGUAAACCAUUAAAAUCUACUUUUUAUAAUUUAGUAACAUAUGUAGAGGAAAAUCAAAAUAAAUUACAGUCAAAAUUUGACUCUUAUGCACAAAGAAAUAAAAUUUUAAAAGAAACUAAAAUAAUACCUCGUGUAGUAUAUGAAAUUGAACAAUUCAAUAAAGAAAUAUUAUUACUUGGCAAAAGAACGGGUAUACCAUUAGAAAAUUAUAUGAAACACAGCAUAACUAGAGAUUUUAGAAUAAAAAAUCCAGAAUUGGUAGAAGGACUUGAGAAAAUGGAUACAAGUUUGCUUAAUUCAUCAAGUCCAGAAAACUCUGAAAAUGAAAAUCCUAUUUCAAAUACAGAUGAUUUCAGCGACAAUGAUGAUAAUACAAUACCUUCAAAAAAACGAUGUAGAACAGAAGAUUGAAAUAUUCUUAUUUAAAAUUUGGGUUAAAAGAUAUAAAAAAAAAAAAAAAGAAACAAAAAUUAAACAUAUUUUGUUUUUCAUUUUUUUCUAUAUGAUAUAUUAUGUUUACUUAUAUGAAUUAUUUUCUGUACCAUUUGCACAUCCUAUUGUUCUAACCAGGCUCACUAAACAAUGGAACUUGGAACGAAUUGUAAAGAAUUUGAAAUUGUAUUGUUUGUGGAAUUGUCAUAUUUAUAAAAUUUAUGCUACAAAA
Messenger RNA from Apis cerana (Asiatic honeybee), 4511 nucleotides. It is a transcript of the gene FANCI, whose product is annotated as Fanconi anemia complementation group I. Gene Ontology annotation, molecular function: DNA polymerase binding. Gene Ontology annotation, biological process: DNA repair. The record is from RefSeq and is a predicted model, not a curated record. NCBI's taxonomy places the organism in Eukaryota, Metazoa, Arthropoda, Insecta, Hymenoptera, Apidae.